Molecule: messenger RNA, 1275 nt
Organism: Bemisia tabaci
Lineage: Eukaryota; Metazoa; Arthropoda; Insecta; Hemiptera; Aleyrodidae
Cellular component (GO): extracellular matrix
Source: RefSeq, a predicted model, not a curated record
AGAUGAGUCCCAACGUCUGUACUCAAGUACUAAUAAGAUUGUCUGCACGUUUCCCAAAGUACUUGCUUCACUUCAAAUGAAACAAUGAGCAUAAAUGAUGCAAUUUUGCAACCUCAAUAGGCACAUGCGAUGUUUUUUUUUUUUUCCUGCUGAAUACGGAAUCGGGCGUGCUUUACAGUGAAAGGAGUGAGAGAGAUCCGAACAGAAUCCGUUUCUCUUACACAAUUUUUCUCGUCUCAUUUCUCUUUCCUCGUUUAAUCCUUAUGCAUGCAUCUCUCCACUCUCACCCUCGCUCUUUAAUUUUUUUUUCUUUUUCUUUUUUUUUUACUCCCCUGCCUCCUUUACAAUUUGGCUGAGGUCAUUGACAAUUUUGCCUUCAUGCUCAGUUGCAAAUAGAGAAUUUCACCUAUAAAAUGACCACAUCGUCUGGGUUGAAAUCACUCUUCUUCUUGACUCUUGCCGGUGUAGUACCAACAUCUAACAAAAUGGCAUUCAAGCUCUGCAUCGUCGCCGCCCUCGUGGCCAUCGUCAACUGCCAGUACGGCGCCCCCGCCUACAAAUCCGCCUACGCCGCCCCCGCCUACGUCGCGUCCUCAUACGCCGCCCCUGCAUACAAACCAGCAUAUGCUGCUGCCCCUGCUGUAGCUUCCGCCUACGUCUCCAAACCAGUAGCCGCCGCCUACGCUGCACCCGCCUACGCUGCACCCGCCUACGCUGCACCUGCCUACGCUGCACCCGCCUACGCUGCACCUGCCUACGCCUCACCCGCCUACGCCGCCCCGGUCUACUCCGCUCCCGCCUACAAAGCCCCAUCUUACGGAUACGCCCCUUCAUACCCUGAUGCUCACCCCGCCUACAAAUUCGCCUACAACGUACAAGACCCACACACCUACGACGUCAAGAGUCAAGAAGAAUCCCGAGACGGUGACAACGUCCAAGGAGUCUACACCGUUAACGAAGCCGACGGUAGCAAACGCGUUGUUCACUACGCCGACAACGGACACGGAUUCGAAGCCGUUGUCUCCAAGGAAGGAGGUGCUCCCGCCUACGCUGCACCCGCCUACGCCACCCCCGCCUACGCUGCCCCAAAAUACGCCGCCCCUGCUUACCCAGUUGCCCCCGCCUACAAGAAGUAAACUCUUCUCACUCUAAGACUAAUUCAUACCAUUCUUCAUCUAUGUCAUUUUUUCGUGUAAAUAUGUGUAAAUUAUUUCACUUCCAUUCAUGUGAUCAUUGCCAUACUUAGGUAAAUAAAUGAAAAUAGUCAAUUGAAUA